CUAUGGUGCAGUGGAUUCAAAUGGUUGAGCAUACGUGUGCCUGGUGCGACGAAGAGUCGCCCAAUGCAAAACGAUGUGCUGGCUGUCGCAAGGUCUGGUACUGCAGCAAAACAUGUCAAACGGACCACUGGCCGCGUCAUAUCUUUAACUGCAAGUCCGGACAGCCUAUCAGCACUGCCUAUUAUCUUUCCAGCUCUGUUUGGGGCGACGAAAUACCCGUCGAUGCACAAACGCGAAUCGAUUACGGCUUCGAUAAAGCGGAAAAACUUCUGAAUGGCGAGUCCGGAAGCAUGCUCCUCGGCUUGUACAAGGGACUGUUCUACGCUGGUGUCAAAGAGAAGGAGCUCCGGUUGUGGCAGAGAGAGGGGCGGCUUAUCGAGGGCAUCAAAGCAACAUUCGAGGCACUUCCUCCCCGCACCAGAGGAGGCUACUACCCGUGGUUCCUGCAGCACCAGUACCUUCUCGACGGUUCCCCUCCAGAUGAGGACGAUGUCACAAGGAAGACCAAGGAUCGUGCGCUCUCUAUGCUGCGAAAUGGAUGGAUCGCUACGGGAGGAUCCCCGCAUGACUCCACCGAAGAGAUCGAGGCCAAGCUUGCUGCGCUCUCAGAGGAGCGACGUGCUUGCCAUCAUUUUUACACGAUGCUAUUCUCGCAGGCGCACCCAUCCCCCGAUCUUUUGGCUUGGUUGCACUUCGGCUUCGUUGCAUCGUCCUCAAUGGGCGAAGAGAUGCACAUUGCACGGUUAUAUAUCGCUCUCCUCAACCGCUGCACUUUUGAAGAGUUUUGUGUCGCAUAUGAGACCUCGUCCAUCUCUGCUCUCUUCGACCGCUACGAUAUCCCCCUUGGAAAUUCUCCCCAGUUCCGCGACGUGAUGUCGGGCACCCCUCAUGUGAAUAAGUCGGUCUGGGAUCUGAAGCAGUAUGUCGACCAGCUCAUCGCCUUGCAACCUGACGCCGAAGGGCUGCCGCCACUCACUCCCUCCGUUUUGUGCGACUACGGCUUUUCGAACUGCAAGAGUCCGGCAGAGAGGAAGAUGCUCGACGAAAUGUACACACAGCUCUUCGCGAAACCGGGCAUGGACCCACUUGCACUCCACGAGGCGUGCAUCAAGGGCCAGCUGUUCGAUUUCGUGAAGAGCCUCAUCAAACUUGGCGGGCGGUCGACAGCCGUAAAAUAUGCCCGCCUGCUGAGGAAUCCGUACCCGCUCCCGGAUAUGGAGGGUUUAAGGUGCGUAUAGCCAUGUUCAG
This is a messenger RNA of Phanerochaete carnosa HHB-10118-sp, 1248 nucleotides long. RefSeq lists its product as uncharacterized. The transcript has a single exon. Gene Ontology annotation, molecular function: DNA-binding transcription factor activity, RNA polymerase II-specific. Gene Ontology annotation, cellular component: nucleus. The record is from RefSeq and is a predicted model, not a curated record. Gene Ontology annotation, biological process: regulation of transcription by RNA polymerase II. Lineage: Eukaryota; Fungi; Basidiomycota; Agaricomycetes; Polyporales; Phanerochaetaceae. Bases 21 to 1238 code for a protein of 405 amino acids.